Messenger RNA from Portunus trituberculatus (swimming crab), 2703 nucleotides. RefSeq names its product prostaglandin E2 receptor EP4 subtype-like. Gene Ontology annotation, cellular component: plasma membrane. Lineage: Eukaryota; Metazoa; Arthropoda; Malacostraca; Decapoda; Portunidae. The transcript has 9 exons. The record is from RefSeq and is a predicted model, not a curated record. Gene Ontology annotation, molecular function: G protein-coupled receptor activity. Gene Ontology annotation, biological process: positive regulation of cytosolic calcium ion concentration; inflammatory response; adenylate cyclase-activating G protein-coupled receptor signaling pathway.
UUCUUCCUCCUUUUUUCUUCCUAUUCUAACCCUUUCCUUCCUCCUCCUCCUCCUUCUUCUCUUCUUCCUCUUCUGACCACCAUGCUACCAACCACCACCACCACCACCACCACCGCCACGCCCUUGGAAAAUGAGCUGCAGGGCCUUAUUUCUCUCAUGGCGCCCCCCUGUGGUAAUGAGACGCUCCCCCUGCUGCUCCCGGGACAAACGUGUGAUGGGGAGAACUGUACCCUCGUGGCAUCCAGCCCCGGGGCCACUAUCAUCUCCCCCGUGUUGCUGUGUCUGGCUGGCAUCACAGGACACGUGUUGGCGCUCUGUUACCUGUACAGCGGGCAAAGACGGAGCAGCUCCCACACUGUGUUCUACCUUCUGUUGUGUACCCUCAUUUGGACUGACUUCUUGGGAAAACUCGUCACAACACCAAACGCCAUCAUCUCUUACGCCUUCGGGAGAUGGGUGGGCGGGCGGGACACGUGUCUGUUCCACGGGUUCGUCAUGAUAUUAGUACAGCAAGUUACUCAUUUCACUGUGGCGGCCAUGGCGGUGGAGAGACUGCUCGCCAUCUGCCACGGCUACCUUUACGAGAGACUGGUCACCCACUCACGCUGCUGGUCCCUCUUGGCGUCUUUAUGGGUCUUCGCUCUCCUGCUGUGCCUUCUGCCGCUGUUUGGCCUCGGCGAGCUCUACCUCCAGUACCCAUUCACCUGGUGCUACGUUAACAUACACCUCUGUCCCAAUACUCCGCUCAGACACCGCUUCUUCACCACGGGCCUUGGGGUGCUCGACGUGGGGUGUCUCGUGACGGUGGUAGCCUGCAAUGUGUGUGUUGUGUGAUCACUACUGCGCAUGCGUCUGUCCCGCCAAGUCCCAGCGCACCUCAGCUCCGGGCGGCGACCUUCAGUACAGCGGGAUCAAGAACUUCAAAUGGUGGUGCUGCUGGUUGUCAUCACCAUCGCCUUCGUCGUGUCUUGGGCUCCUCUCAAUAUCAUUCUCGUGAGCAACCUUCUCUGGCCCCCACACCUGACAAGAGAGGAUCAUGUGGGGGAUUUGAUAGCUAUUCGCCUCGUCUCCAUCAGCCAAAUCCUUGAUCCAUGGGUCUAUAUAAUCUGCAGAGUGAUUUUCCAGUCCAAGUUAUGGCGGUCCAUGCGUCGAGCAAUGGUGGGGCGGCGUUGGUCAAGGCGCCGCAGCUCUCACUCUGUCAAAAUCAAGUCUAUAGUGGAUGAAUCUCAGAGUGAACCUUCCUGCGGCCCCGUCCUACAGCCUGCACCUCCCCCAGCCCCACACCCCGUCCAAGAGGGGGUGGGUGGCGUCCCUGGUGUAGAUGAUGACACAGCUCUAGGCAACGGUACCCCGACCCUGGGACCAGCCUGGCAGGGGACUCACACCCUUCAGAAUCCUGCACUCGGGCCUGGGGUAGGGGAAGGCGCCCCCCUCGCCCGCAGCGUCUCCCUGGCCAUUCCUAUCCCUCUGUUUAUCUGCGAGCACUACAGCAUGGCACAGCAUGGGGCUGGCCAUGUCGCCCCGUGCUGCCCUGACCCUGCCAUGCUCCCCACAGGCCAGCAGGUGCUCCGUGCAAGGUCCUGCUGCCUGGAUCACCACCUUCCCCUGCCAGCCAUGCCAGGUGUUCUUCGCAGCUAUUCGUGGGGGUGCAGGGCCAGGGCGGCAGAACACAGACCUCACCACCGCUCCUGCAGCACCCAGACACUCCCAGGGGACGCCCACACCACACACCACGCCCACACACCCACACCACCUGCGAGUGACGCCCAAACAUAAGUCUGUACUUUGAAACGCUUUGCUCCCUCACCAUCAAUGCUUUCAAAGGGCUCCUGUUGAAGAUACUCGUGUUUUAAGAGCAUUUAUAUGUUUCUCGUGAUGGAUUGGCAAGAUUUCUGAAGAUUCUCUGUUUAUAAGAGUAUUUUCAUGUUUCUGGUGAUAGAUUGGUAAGAUUUCUAGUUUAUUAAAAGAAGAAACCGUUUUGAAAGCAAGGCUAGCCGUGUCUGUGGCCUUGCAGAGUUGUCGUAGUGAAAGAAAAAGGCAGAACUGUUUUUCUUCAUAGGCUCCAGUUUAAGAUACUCGUUUUUUAAGGGUAUUUCUAUAGUUCUGGUGAUGGACUGGCAAAAUUUCUAGUUUAUGAUAAGGAGAAACUGUCUUGAAAACCUGGCUAUAGUUGUCUCUGUGGCCUUGGAAAAUUGUAGUGAGAGGGGAAGGCGUUUUUUAAUAUGGUCACUGGACAGUUUAUGGCAGCUAGAGGGAACAGGAAGACGGGUUUGUGUUGCGGGAAAUGAAAUGGGGAGUUUGAAAAGGGAGGAACGAAAAAGAAGGCUGAGGAGAGCAAGACGGGAAAAUAAAUAGAAAGGAAGGAAGUAAACGAAGAAGGCAGAGAGCAAAAAGGGGGAAAUGAAUAAAAAGGAAAGAGAAAAACGAAGGUUGAGGAGAGCAAACCAGGAUAGGGGAAUUAAGCAGGAAAGGUAUUAUGCUUAGAGAAGUGAUAGAGGAGAAAAGAGGAUGAAAUACAGGUAAUAAGUAGAGGAAAGCAAGAAAAAUAUGAAAUCAAUGGGUAGAUUAACUUAAAAAAAAAAAAAUGAGAAUAGGCUGCAUCAAGAUAUUAUGACUAGAGAAGUGAUAAAGAAAAAGGGGAUGAAAUAGAGAUAAUAACGAGAUGGGAAGAAGAAAAUAUCAAAUAAAUGGAGAGAUGAAGUG